ACACGCGCGCCAGCUCCCGCGUCGUCCGGACGCACGCCGCCGCUUCCUCGCCGUGCCCCAGCGCCGUCAUGAACGAAGACGUGAACCAGUCCUCCCUGGCGCGGCCCAACAUGACGGUCCCUUACAACGGGACCAUCGACGACGACGAGUUAUACCAAGUGCCCGUAGAGAUCAUCGUGCUCCUGUCCUUCUGCUACGGCCUAAUAUCUUUAGUGGCCGUGGCUGGAAACUCCAUGGUCCUCUGGAUCGUGGCCACGUCGCGGCGGAUGCAGACGGUGACCAACUUCUUCAUCGCCAACUUGGCCGUGGCGGACAUCGUCAUCGGCCUCUUCUCUAUCCCGUUCCAGUUCCAGGCGGCGCUCCUGCAGCGCUGGGUGCUGCCGGAGUUCAUGUGCGCCUUCUGCCCCUUCGUCCAGGUGCUAUCGGUGAACGUCUCCAUAUUCACGCUGACGGCCAUCGCGCUAGACCGCUACCGGGCGGUGACGGCGCCGUUGCGCGCCCGGUGUUGUUCCAAGUUUAACGCCAAGGUGCUCAUCAGCAUCGUCUGGGCGGUGUCCACGGCUGCGGCCCUGCCGUACGCCCUGGCGCUCCGCGUUAUCCUGGUGUACGACAGUCGCUCGGGAGACGUGUCCCGGCCCUUCUGCAUCAACGUGGUGCUGCCCCCGUUCGCCUGGAAGGUGUAUAACCACGUGCUGGUCGGCCUGCAGUACUUCCUCCCGUUGUGCGUGAUCUGCUACACGUACGGCCGGAUCGGCAGGGCCCUGCGGACUUCGAGCACUCCCGGCAAUGCGGAGACGGUGCGAGACUCCAACAUUAUCCGGAACAAGCGAAAGGUCACCAAGAUGACUCUGGUGGUGGUGACCAUAUUUGCGCUCUGUUGGCUGCCUUACCAGUCGUACAACAUCCUUCAGGAGAUCUACCCUGCUAUCAACCAAUACCGCUAUAUCAACGUCAUUUGGUUCUGCUCCCAUUGGCUGGCCAUGAGCAACUCUUGCUACAAUCCUUUUAUUUAUGCCAUCUAUAGCGAAAAGUUCAGCGCGGAGUUUCAUGCGCGCAUGCGCUGCUGCGGCAGUCCCCGGAACAAGCAGGACGAAGUGCCCUGCUACCGACAGACGACGACGCACUCGACGCGCUACUCCAUGCGCUCGUACUCCUGAAACAACGAGAUGUGCUACCCGUGCUGGCCGCUGCGAAAAAAGCGCGGGAGAGACACUUCCCACGUCAAGACAACACGCGAACCACAGAACUGCUCGCAUGUUUGAUGGCCUUUCUUAUUUAGUCGCCAGCCUUCUCUGCCGAAGGUGUCUUCGAGUGAUUGUUCCUUUAUUUUACACGCCUUUCCUUAGAAAACGUGCGUUUCACGUUCUUUUUUUUUUUUUUUUUUUGUUUGCUUUUGUUUUAGCGAAACUAAAAGAACAAAUAAAAACCAUUGUGAAACUCUUAAAACUAGCCAGCUCGAGAGUCGAAACCAGCUCGAAACCAAUUGCAAUUUUGUGCACUGGACGAUUGCUUGCGUUAAUUUUUUGUUAAAACUCUUCACUGCGUGCUUCAUACAUUUUUACUGCGUCUUUCGUGAAGUACGAGAUAUAUACAGUUGCUUUGUACGAUGUAAAUAGUGUGCUUCCAACGCCUACAUGAGUAGUAGUCUUGACAUUUCACAACGAGCGUUCGCGAACAAUUCGUUCAACAAUUUCAGAGCAAGUCAGUACAAGCGGAACGAUUAUAAAACUUUUCUUCUGAUAACUGUGAUGUGUCCUUAGGUUUUUAUCUUGAAACGAAUAUAACAGCUACCCUUUGCCCUCUUAUAACAAAAUGAAAGCUUCAAAAUCUGGUUUCGCUCCCAACUUUAAAUCUUGUAGAUAUUGGUCAACGAAUGCAUAUAGGAGUAGUUGCGGUACAGAGUACUUAGUUAAUCUUGGUGCGACGGUUCUCUUCUUGAAAUCACUUGUGCCUUACAAAUGGUCUUCAUUGUAGCGCAUAAGACAUUGAAUCUUAAAGAAACUUUUCCGCCACCACUUAGGGUCCCUUGCUUUCAUAAUCGUGAAUGUCUGUCGUGUAUAUACGUAGAGCCAUUAAGGCACAUUUUAAUCGCGAAAAAAUAAUUUUGACAAGCCCAGCAUAUGCGCAUGUUGCUCUGGGCUCGAAAGCUACCGACGCAACAUCUAAAGCUCAAGAAGAAAACGUAUCCAAACUCUUCGCUGGAUACACGGCAAGUUUGGUGUGUGCGUAGCUUUGAAAACUUUUGAAAAUCUAAUGACCGCAUCUCCGACGUCAAUAAAGCUGUAAGACAUCUGCAACCCA
Molecule: messenger RNA, 2301 nt
Organism: Ixodes scapularis (black-legged tick)
Lineage: Eukaryota; Metazoa; Arthropoda; Arachnida; Ixodida; Ixodidae
Product: tachykinin-like peptides receptor 99D
Exons: 4
Coding region: 69-1157 (362 amino acids)
Biological process (GO): G protein-coupled receptor signaling pathway
Cellular component (GO): membrane
Molecular function (GO): neuropeptide Y receptor activity
Source: RefSeq, a predicted model, not a curated record